Molecule: messenger RNA, 558 nt
Organism: Acanthochromis polyacanthus (spiny chromis)
Lineage: Eukaryota; Metazoa; Chordata; Actinopteri; Pomacentridae
Gene: her5
Product: hairy-related 5
Exons: 3
Coding region: 1-558 (185 amino acids)
Biological process (GO): regulation of neurogenesis; regulation of transcription by RNA polymerase II; anterior/posterior pattern specification
Cellular component (GO): nucleus
Molecular function (GO): DNA-binding transcription factor activity, RNA polymerase II-specific; RNA polymerase II cis-regulatory region sequence-specific DNA binding; protein dimerization activity
Source: RefSeq, a predicted model, not a curated record
AUGAGGAGGAAGGUCUCCAAACCUCAGAUGGAGAAACGCAGACGGGAGCGGAUCAACCACAGUCUGGAGACGUUACGACUUCUGGUGCUGGAGAGCACAAACAGUGAGAAAUUAAAGAAUCCAAAGGUGGAGAAGGCUGAGAUCCUGGAGAGUGUGGUGGAGUUCCUGAAGACAGAGAGGGACACGAAGAAGGGUCACCAGGCCGUGAAGACGAUCUUGUCCAGCAAGGAGAGGCCAAGCUGCUCCCGCCAGCAGAGCUACCAGGACGGCAUGAGGUCCUGCCUGCUGAGGGUCAGUCAGUUCGUAGCCAGCAAGAGCCAGGAGGACACCGGAGGAGGUGCAGUUCAGGCUCCAUUUGUGCUUCCUGAGCCCCAGACUCAGUCCUCCGCUCCGGGACUCAUCCACAUCCAUUCUGCCGGGGCUUCAGCAGCUCUGUCUCCUCAGCACCACAGCCUCCCCUUCAGCCACAGCAGCGGCCUCCGCUGUGACACCGGCAGGCUGCUGCCCUCCACGGCCUCCACACACAUGACUGAUCCGGUGUGGAGGCCUUGGCCCUGA